Messenger RNA from Morchella importuna, 1572 nucleotides. RefSeq lists its product as uncharacterized. NCBI's taxonomy places the organism in Eukaryota, Fungi, Ascomycota, Pezizomycetes, Pezizales, Morchellaceae. Bases 1 to 1572 code for a protein of 523 amino acids. The transcript is spliced from 3 exons. The record is from RefSeq and is a predicted model, not a curated record.
AUGAAUUCAGAUUCAGAUGAAAGCUCCUAUGAGGACGACUCGCCGCCCAACUUUGCCUUUUCACCCGACUUCAGUGUCCGUGCCUCGCCAAUCGUCAAUGGUGGUGGUGGGCGUGGGAAGCGAAAAGUAGGCCUCCCGUCGUCGCGAUACCACCAGGUUCUGUCGGCACGGGGAUUAGCAGGUGGAGGAGGAGUAGGAGGAGGGGGCUGUUUGGAUGCUGCUGGGGAGAUAUAUUCGGAGCACCCGCGAAAGAGGAGAAAGGGGCCGCAAACCAACACCCCCGACAACUCGACGUCGACGUCGUCGUCGUCCGAUCGCUCGUUUGCGUGCCCGUACUACAAAAACGAUCCGGUAAAACACUCGAGCUGUGCCGAGUGGAAUAAGAAGGAUAUCCACAGGGUCAACGUCUACCGCGCCGGCGAUAACGGACAAAUCAACAUCCAUCUACGGGACGGGGAAUGCCAGAAAGCAAAGACCGUCUCCCUGGUGGAGAGCGACGUCCUGAAGAAGGCAAAGGCACUCGAGCGGAGGAACUUGAACUGGCAGCACAUCUACCAGAUACUGUUUGGCUGUGCCGAAAGCGAUAUACCAUCUCCCAUUUGGCAGAGUAAUAUCACACCACCGACACCGCCAACGAUAAAGCUUGAGUCAUCACCACUGCUGGGAGCCUACUGCACCGACAUGUUUGAGGCUCACCUGAAUGAAGAAUUGAACGACUUUAUAGAAUACUUCCAGGAACAGGUCCCCAGACUUGUGCGGGAGCUAUUUCGCGAGUACCAGACCCUGAAAUUCAAAGCCGAGUGUCCCUUGUCUAGCGGGGGUGCCGGCACUGUGUGCAACCAAUCGGGCGCCCCACCCCAUCCCGGCGCUUCCGCAACCCACCACAACAAUAACAUAAACAUCAACAGUGCUACAGACUACGAGCAGGGUCCCCGCAAGCCAAAGACAACAGCAAAAAACAGCCCCAAGGAGCAAAGAAGGGCUGAAGAGGCCGCCCGGAAACCGACCGAGAAUGUCGCCCGGAAAAAGCAAAAUGCCUGCGCGGAUGUGGCAUCAUCACCACAACAACGCCCGGACGCUAGGAAGAUUGCAACCGACGAAAAACAACAGACGCAGCGGGGAGAUCUACUGAGCAAGGCCGACGAGGCUGGCCAGAAGAGACACACGCCUAUCUCGCCUCUUACUCCUUCAACCCACCAGCAGCAGCAGCAGCCGCCUAACAUUGCCAACCCCACUACCCCGCAGGAGCAGGUGUUUGCCAAUAGAAACGAGGCGCCCAGAAUGCACGAUAUCCCGUCCCCGUACAUACAACUCCAGCACACCCACGACACCCUGAACCAGAGCUUUGCAUCAUUACACGACGGCACAAGUAGAGGCAUCAUUCCAGACCACGCUGCCAGAAUACUACACGAACCCCGGGUCACGGACGACAACAGCUCACCCGUGGUCGGGUUCGGGGACCUUGCGCUGAACAAUGCCAGGGAUGAUGCUACGAGCGGUGAGGUAGAAGAGGUUGGGAGCUGUGAUCCGGCGAUGCUGUGGGUGCUGGAUGCUUACGAUUGGAGGUUCUGA